AUGUUCAACGCAAUUUGUAGUUUUGAAUGGUCUCCUGAUCCUACUGAUAUCAAACAAUUAGAUAUUCACCCAAAAGAUUAUGACAUAUCAGAUGAUAUAGUUCAGAUUAAAGGCUGUUGUUUUCCGGCAAACAUUACUUCAGAUAAUAAUGGCGUUCAAGUCUUUAAUACGAAUAAUUAUACAGGUCAUUCAUAUGUAUUCCCAUUACAUGAUAAGUACUAUGCGAUUGUAAUCUUAACAGUAUCAUUUAAACCUUGUUUGUUUACUGACUUUUUAGAAUCCGUUAAGAAGUCAUUACUUGAAGAUACCACAAGUGACUGUGAUGUGCGCUUUGGACUCAUUCGCUCAUUAUUAACAUCAUGGGAAUUAAGUUCUGAAAAACUUAUAGUUAACUAUCCAUUUAACCAAUUUACAAUCGAUUUAGCUGCAACAGAAAAUUGGACGCAAUCAUACGAUAUUUCUCCAGUCAGUUCUGCAAUAGAUCCAAUCUGGAAAUCUCUUCUUUCAAAUCAAGGAAUAUUGAUACUAGGUGCCACUGCAGAGAUAUGCUCUAAUGCUGUACUUGCUAUUUUAUCAAUUAUCGAGCCAUUGAAAUACUAUGAUCCACUUUUAAUUUAUACAAAAAGUGGAGAUCCAAGAUUUCAAGAGAUUCUUGAUGGAUCAACCAAAUACAAGCUUGUCGGAACUACUGAAGCCUUCCAACCUAAAAAAGGCCAGUUCGGAGUCGUAAUUAAUAUUCCAGACGGACAUUUUACCCCAUGUCCAGAGUUACAAAACCAGUACCAGCAAAAGACCACAAGGUUCUUCUCAGUAGUGCUAUCCGCAAUGAAUCAAGCGCUUUAUACAGAUCCAUACUUUGAUAUUCUCGAAAAACCUAUUUCAAACAUACAAACUUACACCCAGAACUCACCAUUAUUCCAGAAGCAGUUCUUUGACAGAGUAGAAAAGACUGAAACAUUCAGACACUGGAGAAAUCGCAAGAAAAUUCGAGAACAAACACGAGGGGCAUUUCUUUCGGUUCCAUCGUCAGAAGCUCUGAAAAAGCUCCCUGAUGACAAGCUCAUCGUAGCUCAGGAUGAAGUUACCCGGAUUUAUAACACUGCAAACGGGGAUCAACACUACCAAACUGUGCUGAAAAUACAUCUGAAAGCUAUUGCAAAGAGAAUCAAAGGACUUCCUGUUGUUAUUGAAUGA
Molecule: messenger RNA, 1194 nt
Organism: Trichomonas vaginalis G3
Lineage: Eukaryota; Parabasalia; Trichomonadida; Trichomonadidae
Product: UDENN domain family
Exons: 1
Coding region: 1-1194 (397 amino acids)
Cellular component (GO): recycling endosome
Molecular function (GO): guanyl-nucleotide exchange factor activity
Source: RefSeq, a predicted model, not a curated record